Messenger RNA from Neltuma alba, 1469 nucleotides. RefSeq lists its product as uncharacterized. The transcript is spliced from 2 exons. Bases 84 to 806 code for a protein of 240 amino acids. NCBI's taxonomy places the organism in Eukaryota, Viridiplantae, Streptophyta, Magnoliopsida, Fabales, Fabaceae. The record is from RefSeq and is a predicted model, not a curated record.
UCUGAGAUUCCCAACUCAUUCCAACUCAGGCCAUCAUCAUUUCGUACGCUAAUUUUAUUUCGGCUACGCCCCCAACUGCUACUAUGGAUCUUUACGAUUCUAAUCGCUCCCGCCACCGCAGGCCCAUCUCCUCCGAGCGCUUCCUUGGCGUUUCAACCCAUGCGCCGCUCCUUGAAAACCCUAGCUCCUCCAGAAGGAUCAAUGGUGGUGACGAGCUCACCGAAGACGUCGUUGUUUUCAUGAGCGAAGACUAUACUGAGCCUAACCAUUCAUCCACCCCUUCAUCUUCCUCCGCCUCAUCCACCCCACGCCACCACCUUCAUCACAGCCAUAAGGGUUUUGGGCCGCUCGAUACAUUUGGCAUUCUCGCUGCUCUGCCUGAAGAUGAGCCGUCCCCGAACGCGCGAAACACUUCGCAUCUGUUCCAUAAGGCAUCUGUGUCUUCCACCUCUUCCUCGUCCUCCCGUUCGAUUCCUGCCAUUCCGAAGCCACCGCAGGAACGAAUUCCUUCCUAUACUUCAUCGUCCUCUGUGAAGUACCCCCAGUCUGCGCCGGUGAAUGUGCCGGUCAUGUCGCCAGCAAUGAUGAUGGCGAGGAGUAGACGCCGGGAAUUUGAUGAGGACUUUGACGACGAAGGUGAUGAAAGUGAGGAAAUGCUCCCCCCGCAUCAGGCUGUGGCAAGAAAUUCUGCGCAGUCCCCGAUGCUUGCUAGCUCGGUUCUUGAAGGAGCCGGGAGGACGUUGAAAGGGAGGGAUUUACGCCAGGUCAGGAAUGCGGUUUGGCGGCAAACAGGUUUUCUUGACUGAAGGAUUUGGAUACUCACAUAUGUGGUGUCAACUUUUCAAAUUCAAUCAUCUGCAUUUCAGAGGCCUUUGGCAGUGCGGUUUGAGGUUCUGAGUUGUCAGAGAUGCUGCAAGAAUCUUCUUUUAAAAGGUCUGUGGAUGAUUGUUCCUGAUCUGUUUUACUUUCCUUUCAUGAACGAUCUUGUGUGCUGGCCUUGCGGGUAACCAACCACUGGGACUUUACUGUUAAUCGAAGUUGCUGUUAUUUUGCUCCUGACUUGUUUUUUCCCUGAGUUUUCUCUAACUUUGCUUCCUGGGUUCUGGGGAUGCUGCUGUAAUUUGCUCCUGAGACUGCUGUUAGUUGAAGUUGCAGCCUGUCGCAGUUGCAAACUGCAUCAGCAAACAAUAAAGCAAGAAACAAUAUUUAUGACUUUUGGCUACCUGGAACGGCACACGAAUGAUGAAUUCAAGAAGCGCAGCACUCAGCCGCCUCUGGAAUUCCCAACUGGUUCGGUCGCUGUGUGUUUGAUAACUGCCCUGAAACACAGCGCUGAUUGUGGGAGGAGGAAGCCGUGUGUCAAGAUCCUACUGGAAGGAGCAACGUAAAGAUCAGUGUAGUAGGAGGAUGAAUUGGAGAGAGAGGAUGGCGCCAAAAUGAUGGCAUGAUUUUGGCGCCAAUAAUGGAGC